Messenger RNA from Durusdinium trenchii, 483 nucleotides. NCBI's taxonomy places the organism in Eukaryota, Dinophyceae, Suessiales, Symbiodiniaceae. The record is from the annotation of a GenBank genome assembly.
AUGGCUCGCUCAGCGGGCUUUUUCAGUGAAGAAGAGAUGAAGGAACGAGACCCACAGCUUUACCAUCGGCUGGUGGGACAAUACAUCGAUACGACCGUGAAGCUCUCAGAUCCCAUGCAAGGCAGCCUUAGCACCUACCUCAUGCAACAGCUGGAGAAAGAGUGCGAGGCAGAGGAACUUCAACUCAGCUGCGCCGCUGUGGAACGAGGCGAUGCAUCGAUGCCAGCACCCGCCAAGAGGCAGAAAGUUCACGACGGAGGUGAAGAGUUCACCAAUGAGGACUACUACGACGUCAGCGACACCGAGGCUGGCAGCGAUGACUUCGCAGUGAGGCGAGCCAAGUUCCUCAAAGCAAUGCGCGAUCGCUUUGUCGAUGGACUCGAAAGGAACUUCGACUAUGCCGCGCUGGACGAGGACUCCGAGCUGGAUGACGUGGUGGAGAUGGGACGCGACGCGGAGGAGAAGUACUUUGAUGCAGAAUGA